Molecule: messenger RNA, 804 nt
Organism: Galeopterus variegatus (Sunda flying lemur)
Lineage: Eukaryota; Metazoa; Chordata; Mammalia; Dermoptera; Cynocephalidae
Gene: SH2D4B
Product: SH2 domain containing 4B
Exons: 5
Cellular component (GO): cytoplasm
Source: RefSeq, a predicted model, not a curated record
CAAGUGACAAGCACAUCCAGUGGCUCCUGGGGGCAGAUGGCGAGGUCUGGGUCUGGAUCAUGGGAGAAGGCCCUGGCGACAAGCCCUAUGAAGAGAUCUCUGAGGAGCUGAUUGCAGAGAGGGCGCGGCUGCAGGCACGGAGGGAGGCCGAGGAGCUCUGGCGACAGAAGGAGGCAGAGAUCAGCAAGCGGUUUCGGGACGCGCUGGCCCACGAGAAGGCCCGGAUCCUGGCCGAGAAGUGGAAGGGGGAGAUGGAAGACCGCAAGGCCGCCCAAGCCCUGGAGGAGCGCGUCCGGGAGGAGUUCAAGAGGAAAGAGGAAGAGGAGAGGAGGCGAGGACACGAGCAGGUUCGCGUCCAGGAGGAGCAGAGGGCGAGGCGCCUGUUCCAGACGCUGAAGCAGCAGGCCCAGCUGCACGGCGCGGCCGGGGCGGAGGAGCAGCGCGCGUGGGCGGAGCAGCUGCGACGGUCCAAAGCGGCUGACGAGGAGAGGAGCCGCCAAGCCCAGCAUGCCAGGGACGAAUAUCGGCGCCACUCCCUCUGUGCCAUCCAGAAGGGCACAGUCGCCGGCCUCAGCUCUAUGUUUCAGGAGCUUGGCCAGAGCCAUGAGCAGGAGGCAAGACUCUACCACCACCUCCCGGGCCCUGGUCCGCCACUGCCCCUCGCUGUGCCUGUCAGCAGAACUUGGGAGCGUCCACUGCGUCCAGUCUCCAAAGAAGUCAUCGUCCGCUGGUUCAAGGAGGAGCAGGUGCCUCGCCGAGCUGGCUUCGAGAGAAACACUAAAUCCAUCGCCCCCUGGUUUCAUG